UUAACGGUGGAGUUUAUAAUGGAAACAUAACAGACAUUCAAAAUCCUAUUUUAUUCAAUAUGCAAAAUCCGCAAAGAAACUACGCCGAUCUGUCGUAUCGGAGAGACUGUCAUAUAGGAAACGGAUACUAUGCAAAUGGAAGUGCUCCUAAUACUCAAAACAUUAAUUAUAAUGCAAUGAACACUUUAAAAAAUGGCCAAACUGCCGCAAAUAAUUACCAACAAGCGUCUCGCUCUAAUUGGACUCCUAACAGAGUCACCAAUGGUGGUGUGAAAAAACCAAAACGUGUUCGUACAGCUUUUACAACGCAACAAAUGAUGGAACUGGAACUCGAGUACGCUAGAACGAGGUAUUUGGAUCGCAACCGGCGGAUUGAACUAUCCGAUUCAUUACACUUGAGUGAGAAAACGAUCAAAGUCUGGUUCCAAAACAGGCGUAUGAAAGAUAAGAAAGACAGAGCGGAAGGACUUGAAGAAGCUGAAGCUACAAGUACUACAGAAUCAUCACCUGAAAUGAAUGUACCGUCUCGGUAUAGCUACCAACCUACGCAGCAUGACCUCUAUCACCAAGGAAAUAUGUAUAUGGAAAAUACGGUCCCCAUGCCGGUCCUUGACACAAGUUUGCCUGUACCUUUGGAAACUGUAAUUAAUUACCCUAACUACAAUUUUAUGUCUAAUAUGACUGAGCCUACAUACAGCCCUUCAAUAGAACCUCAGUUUCAAAAUGUUAACCUGAUGCAAAUAGAGAAUAAUAUGACGACAGCGAUUAAAGAAGAGAAAGAAAAACAUGGGGAUAACAUAACUGCGUUAUUAUUAAAUGAUGAGGCAGGGCAAGAUAUAAUGAAUCCGCCAUCAUUUAAAGACCAAGAAGACACAAUAAUGCAUGACGAGUCAUGUAAUGAUACAUCUUCUCCUGACGAAGUGGAAGGUAGGCCAGAAAAAUCGUGCAUUGCUGGAGAUAACUGGGAGUUGUCGUGGAUUCGUAUAAUGGAUUUGGUUGACGAAGUCUAA
This is a messenger RNA of Pieris rapae (cabbage white), 1010 nucleotides long. Its product is annotated as homeobox protein Dlx2b-like. NCBI's taxonomy places the organism in Eukaryota, Metazoa, Arthropoda, Insecta, Lepidoptera, Pieridae. The record is from RefSeq and is a predicted model, not a curated record. Gene Ontology annotation, cellular component: nucleus. Gene Ontology annotation, biological process: regulation of transcription by RNA polymerase II. Gene Ontology annotation, molecular function: RNA polymerase II cis-regulatory region sequence-specific DNA binding; DNA-binding transcription factor activity, RNA polymerase II-specific. The transcript has a single exon. Bases 60 to 1010 code for a protein of 316 amino acids.